Linum tenue is the source of this 432-nucleotide messenger RNA. Lineage: Eukaryota; Viridiplantae; Streptophyta; Magnoliopsida; Malpighiales; Linaceae. The record is from the annotation of a GenBank genome assembly.
AUGGCACUUGGAAGCUCCCUUCCUGUGUUCAUCGUCGUUCUCUUCGUCGCAGUCUUCUUCCUCGAACACUGCACCGAGGCUCGACAUCACCCUCACCAUCCAUCGGAGCCUCGCCAUCCGUCGGCUGCCCUGCCUCCGAGCACAAUGCCAUACAUCCCCACUGCUCUGCCUCCGAGCGGAAUACCAACUAUCCCCACCGCUCUGCCUCCCAACGGAAUCCCCGGCAUCCCCACUACUCCAACUGUAGGUGGUGGCGGUGGCGGUGGCUCGUCGUCACCGUUCCCUCAGAUUCCCGGGAUACCAUCGAUUCCAUCAAUUCCUGGCAUGCCAUCGAACCCAUCAGUUCCAACGAUUCCGACGAUUCCCACAAUCCCAACGAUUCCAUCCAUUCCGACCAUCCCAACGAUCUCCUCCAUUCCUCCACCUCCCUGA